Messenger RNA from Gekko japonicus, 7598 nucleotides. It is a transcript of the gene CHD8, whose product is annotated as chromodomain helicase DNA binding protein 8. Gene Ontology annotation, biological process: chromatin remodeling. The coding region runs from base 137 to 7567 and encodes 2476 amino acids. Gene Ontology annotation, molecular function: protein binding; ATP-dependent chromatin remodeler activity; ATP binding. The transcript has 38 exons. The record is from RefSeq and is a predicted model, not a curated record. Lineage: Eukaryota; Metazoa; Chordata; Lepidosauria; Squamata; Gekkonidae.
GACCGCAUGCCACACCCCGAGGCUUUGUCCCAGCUGAUCGUGUCGUCCGGGGAGCUGAACUGCAGCUGAAGUUGGGGAGGGGCCCCUCUUGACCACCCCCUCCCCAGCUCGGGAGCCGGUCCCUUCAACCCUCAACAUGGCGGACCCCAUCAUGGACCUCUUUGACGAUCCCAAUCUUUUUGGCCUGGACUCGCUGACCGACGAGAGCUUCAGCCAGGGGGCCCCUGACCCCAUCGAAGAGGCCCUGGGACUGCCGGGCGGUGCUUUGGACUCCUUGGCAGGUGGGCCCAAAGAACAGCAGGCCCCCUCCCAGGCGGAGGCCCCCCAGCCGCAGACCCUGGCCCUCCCGGACGCGCAAUCCGAGGCUGCCCCCGAGUUGCCCCAGCAGGACCAACCGGGGCUCUUGCAGGCCCCUCAGGACCAGGAGGUUCUCAGCCAAGGCAACCCAUUCAUGGGAGUCUCUGCCGCCACCGCCACCACACCGGCCGUAGUACCCUCUUCCUCCACCGGGGCCCAGCAAGCAGCGGCACCCCCUCCAACCCCGAAGAUUGUCAUCUUGAAGGCGCCGGCGGGUGGCUCGGUGACAGGCGCCCACGUCGCCCAGAUUCAAGCCCAGCCCAUCGGGGCGGCCAACGGGGGCAAAGUGACCUUCGCCAAGGUGUUGACGGGUACCCCGUUGCGGCCGGGGGUCUCCAUCGUCUCGGGCAAUGCGGUGCUGGCCACCAAAGUCUCCCCCGGAGCCGGGGCCCCGGCCACGCUGCAUCGUCUCGUCCAGCCCGGUCGGCCCGUCAAGCAGCUGGUGUUGCAACCUGUCAAGAGCCAAGCAGGAGGGGCCGCGGGGGCCACGCCGCUGAAACCGGCCGUGACGCUGACGUCGACCCCUGCGCAGGGGGAGUCCAAGCGCAUCACUCUGGUUCUCCAGCAGCCCCCGACGGGGGGAGGCCCACCGGGCCAGCGCCACGUCGUCCUGGGCAGCCUGCCAGGCAAGAUCGUGCUCCAGGGGAACCAGCUGGCGGCUCUGAGCCAGGCCAAGGGGACCCCGGGGCAGCCGGCCAAGGUGGUCACCAUCCAGCUCCAGGUCCAGCAGCCCGGACAGCAGCAGCAACCCAUGCCAGGGGGCCAGCCCGGCACCCAGAAAAUCCAGCUCCUGCAGCAGCCUCCGGCCAACGCCUCCGGCCCGCAGGCCCCGUUGAGCAUCUCUUCCGUGCAGCAAGCCCAGGUGGUGGGGGGCUCGGGGCAGAGAGUGACGGUGCCCCUGAAGGUUGUGUUGCAGCCACAGGCCAGCUCCUCGCAAGGCAGUUCCUCUGGCCUCUCGGUCGUCAAGGUGCUGAGUAGCAGUGAGGUGGCGGCCCUCCCGUCCUCCAGCGGGACGACACGGAGCAGCUCGGACGAAUCCCGCAAGCUGGAGCACCAGAAGAAGCAGGAGAAAGCCAACCGGAUCGUGGCCGAGGCCAUCGCCCGGGCCCGAGCGCGGGGCGAGCAGAACAUCCCCCGCGUGCUGAACGAAGACGAGCUGCCCAGCGUGCGCCCCGAGGAGACGGGCGAGCGCAAGCGGCGCCGGAAGGGUGGAGGCGAGCGCGUCCCCAAGGAGGAGCGGCCCCGAAAGGGCAGAGGCCAGGGGGGGUCCGGCAAGAGCAAAGGGCGGGGGAAGCCCAGCACCAUCACACCGGUGGUGGGGAAGAAGCGGAAACGAAACGCCUCUUCCGACAAUUCGGAUGCCGAGGUGAUGCCGGCUCAGUCCCCGCGUGAGGAGGAAGAAAGCAGUGUCCAGAAGCGGCGCUCCAACCGGCAAGUGAAACGGAAAAAGUACACAGAGGACCUGGACAUCAAGAUCACCGACGAUGAGGACGACGAGGAGCUGGACGUGACGGGGCCCAUCAAGACCGAGCAGCCCCCGGCCCCGGAACCUCCCGCCCCGGAGCCGAUACCGGAAGGGGAAACGAUGCCUUCCAUGCAGUUCUUUGUGGAAAACCCCAGUGAGGAAGACGCCGCUAUUGUAGACAAAGUGUUAUCCAUGCGGGUGGUGAAGAAGGAGCUCCCCAAUGGGCAGUUCACCGAGGCGGAAGAAUUCUUUGUGAAAUACAAGAACUAUUCCUACUUGCACUGUGAAUGGGCCACCAUCGCUCAGCUCGAGAAAGACAAGCGGAUCCACCAGAAGCUAAAGCGCUUUAAGACGAAAAUGGCACAGAUGAGGCACUUCUUCCACGAGGAUGAGGAGCCUUUCAACCCGGACUACGUGGAGGUGGACCGUAUCCUGGACGAGUCGCACAGCAUUGACAAGGAUAACGGAGAGCCGGUCAUCUACUACCUGGUGAAAUGGUGUUCGCUGCCCUACGAGGACAGCACGUGGGAGCUCAAGGAAGACGUGGACGAGGGGAAAGUCCGGGAGUUCAAACGCAUCCAGUCCAGGCACCCUGAGCUCAAGCGGGUGGCUCGCCCCCAGGCAGGUUCCUGGAAGAAGCUGGAGCUUUCCCAUGAGUACAAAAACGGCAACCAGCUGCGAGAAUAUCAGCUGGAGGGUGUGAACUGGCUGCUUUUCAACUGGUACAACAGGCAAAACUGCAUCCUGGCCGACGAGAUGGGUCUGGGCAAAACCAUCCAGUCCAUCGCCUUCCUCCAGGAGGUUUACAACGUGGGCAUCCGAGGGCCCUUCCUGGUCAUCGCCCCGCUCUCCACCAUCACCAACUGGGAGCGGGAGUUCAACACGUGGACCGAGAUGAACACCAUCGUCUACCACGGCAGCCUGGCCUCCCGCCAGAUGAUCCAGCAGUAUGAGAUGUACUGCAAAGACUCCCGGGGCCGCCUGAUCCCGGGCGCGUACAAGUUUGAUGCCCUGAUCACCACCUUCGAGAUGAUCCUCUCUGACUGCCCGGAGCUGCGGGAGAUAGAGUGGCGCUGCGUCAUCAUCGACGAAGCCCACCGCCUGAAGAACCGCAACUGUAAACUGCUGGACAGCCUCAAGCACAUGGACUUGGAGCACAAAGUGUUACUGACUGGCACCCCCCUGCAGAACACGGUGGAAGAGCUCUUCAGCCUCCUGCACUUCCUCGAGCCCUCCCAGUUCCCCUCAGAAUCGGAGUUCCUCAAGGACUUUGGUGACCUCAAAACUGAGGAGCAGGUCCAGAAGCUGCAGGCCAUCCUGAAGCCCAUGAUGCUUCGGCGGCUGAAGGAGGACGUGGAGAAGAACUUGGCUCCCAAGCAGGAGACAAUCAUCGAGGUGGAGCUGACGAACAUCCAGAAGAAGUACUACCGGGCCAUCUUGGAGAAGAACUUCAACUUCCUCUCCAAGGGGGCCGGUCACAGCAACAUGCCCAACCUGCUCAACACCAUGAUGGAGCUACGGAAGUGUUGCAAUCACCCCUACCUCAUCAACGGUGCAGAGGAGAAGAUCCUGACCGAGUUCCGGGACUCCUGCCACCACCACGUGCCCCAUGACUUCCCCUUGCAGGCCAUGGUGCGUUCCUCCGGGAAGCUGGUGCUGAUCGACAAGCUGCUUCCCAAAUUAAAAGCUGGCGGGCACAAGGUGUUGAUCUUCUCCCAGAUGGUCCGAUGCCUUGACAUCCUGGAGGACUACCUCAUCCAGAAGAGGUACCUGUACGAGCGCAUCGACGGGCGGGUACGAGGGAACUUGCGCCAGGCGGCCAUCGACCGCUUCAGCAAGCCUGACUCCGAUCGCUUCGUCUUCCUGCUCUGCACGCGGGCCGGAGGGCUGGGGAUCAACCUGACGGCGGCCGACACCUGCAUCAUUUUCGACUCUGAUUGGAACCCCCAGAAUGACCUGCAGGCGCAGGCUCGCUGCCACCGUAUCGGGCAGAGCAAGGCGGUGAAGGUCUACCGGCUCAUCACCCGUAACUCCUACGAGCGCGAGAUGUUUGACAAGGCCAGCCUCAAGCUGGGGUUGGACAAAGCCGUCCUGCAGUCCAUGAGCGGGAGAGAAGGCAGCAUCGCUGGGAUCCAGCAGUUCUCCAAGAAGGAGAUUGAGGACCUGCUGCGCAAGGGGGCCUACGCGGCCAUCAUGGAAGAGGACGACGAGGGCUCCAAGUUCUGCGAGGAAGACAUCGACCAGAUCCUGCUCCGCCGCACGACCACCAUCACCAUCGAGAGUGAAGGCAAAGGGUCCACGUUUGCCAAGGCCAGCUUUGUGGCGUCCGAGAACAGGACAGACAUUGCCUUGGAUGAUCCGAACUUCUGGCAGAAAUGGGCCAAGAAGGCCGAUCUGGAUCUCGAUAUGCUGAACAGCAAGAACAACCUGGUGAUCGACACUCCCCGGGUGCGGAAACAGACGCGCCACUUCAGCACCUUGAAGGACGACGACCUGGUGGAGUUCUCCGACCUGGAAAGCGACGACGACGACCGGCCGCGCUCCCGGCGCCACGACCGGCAUCACCACCCCCUCCACCAUUCGUACGGGCGCACGGACUGCUUCCAGGUGGAGAAGCAGCUGCUGGUCUAUGGCUGGGGACGCUGGCGGGAGAUCCUGUCACACGGGCGAUUCAAGCGGCGCAUGUCCGAGCGGGACGUGGAGACCAUCUGCCGGGCCAUCUUGGUGUACUGCUUGAUGCAUUACCGGGGCGACGAGAACAUCAAAGGAUUCAUCUGGGACCUCAUCAGCCCAGUCGAAAACGGCAAGGCCAAGGAGCUUCAGAAUCACUCCGAGAGCCAUGGCCCUGCUCUGAGCUCACUUCCUGUUCCUCGGACAGGCCUGUCCAUUCCGGUCCCGCGGGGCCGCAAGGGGAAGAAGGUGAAGUCUCAGACCACUUUCGACGUUCAGAAAGCCGAAUGGAUUCGCAAGUACAACCCGGACACCCUCUUCCAGGACGAGGGCUACAAGAAGCACCUCAAACACCAGUGCAACAAGGUGCUGCUACGGGUGCGCAUGCUUUAUUACCUGCGCCAGGAGGUGAUUGGGGACCAGGCUGAGAAGGCUUUGGCAGGCAGCGUCGCCAGUGAGAUUGACAUCUGGUUUCCACUGGUGGAUCAGGCAGAAGUCCCCACGGCUUGGUGGGAUGCGGAAGCUGACAAGUCUUUGCUGCUGGGGGUCUUCAAGCACGGCUAUGAGAAGUACAACACGAUGCGUGCGGACCCCGCGCUUUGCUUCUUGGAGAAGGCCGGUCGCCCCGACGAGAAAGCCAUCGCGGCCGAGCACCGCCUGGACGUCGGAGAGGGAGUGGAUUUUGACAAGGAUUGCGAGGACCCCGAAUACAAACCGGUGGGCGGCCCUGCCAAGGAACAAGAGGACGAGCCUGACCCUCUGAUGAUGAUGGAUGAGGAGAUCUCCGUGGUGGACGGUGAGGAAGGCCAGCCGGGGAAUCUCUUCUGGCCCCCGACCUCGGCGCUCACCGCCCGUCUGCGGAGGCUGAUCACUGCCUUCCAGCGGAGUUACAAGCGGGAGCAGCUCAAGAUGGAGGCCGCGGAGCGAGGAGACCGGCGGCGGCGGCGCUGCGAGGCCGCCUUCAAGCUGAAGGAGAUGGUGCGGCGGGAGAAGCAGCAGAGAUGGACCCGUCGGGAGCAGUCGGACUUCUACCGUGUGGUCUCCACAUUUGGAGUGGAGUACGACCCGGACACCAUGCGUUUCCACUGGAGCCGCUUCCGUGCCCUCGCCCGGCUGGACAAGAAGACGGACGAGAGCCUCACCAAGUAUUUCCACGGUUUUGUGGCCAUGUGCCGGCAAGUGUGCCGGCUGCCACCCGCCGUGGGCGACGAGUCUCCGGACCCGACGCUGUUCAUCGAGCCCAUCACGGAGGAGCGGGCCUCGCGCACCUUGUACCGCAUCGACCUCUUGCGGCGUCUGCGGGAACAGGUGCUGUGUCAUCCCCUGCUGGAGGAGCGGCUUGCCCUGUGCCAGUCCCCCGGUCCCGAGAUGCCCGUGUGGUGGCAGUGCGGGCGCCACGACGGAGAGCUGCUGCGGGGGGCGGCGCGCCACGGCCUCAGCCAGACCGACACCACCAUCAUGCAGGACCCGGACUUCUCCUUCCUGUCGGCUCGCCUCAGCCACCUGCACAGUCGGGCCGGGGGCACGGGGACGCCACCGCCGCCGCCCCCUCCGCCACCACCGCAACCACCUUCGCCGCUGGCUCUCCCCGCAGCUGUGGCUACGACCACUGCUUCCUCCGUACUCCUCCCCCCGCCCCUGCAUGAGCUGCCCACCCCCCAGCAGCCCCCGGCCCUUCCCUUCAAGCCUGACUCGGCCGACGACUCCGACUCGGAGCUCGACCUCAGCAAGAUCUCAGCUUCUUCGUCCUGCUCCUCCUCCUCGGGCUGCUCUGACGACAGUGAGGGUGAAGAAGCCUCUUGUGGCGGGAAACUGUUUGAGGAGGAAGAGUCACUCCUGUCCCUCCCCACUUCCCACGAAGGUAACUCCCCACAGCCCAGCGCUUCAGACCUGCUUUUGCAAGAACGCCAGCGUGCCCACGAGUGGCCGAAGGACCGGGUGCUCAUCAACCGCAUCGACAUGGUGUGUCAGGCUGUGCUCUCGGGGAAAUGGCCUUCGGCACAGAGCCAGGUGGGCGCCUGCGUGGGCCAGGGAGAGAGCCUCCCCCGCUUGCACGGGGAAUACACCAACUCUCCCAUCCCCCACAUCUGCCCCCUGGCGUCCCAGGAGGAAGGGGCCACGUCCUUCACCCGCCUCCGGCACGGCGGCCAAGAGAAGGAGUUUACCGUGCAGAUCAAAGAUGAAGAAGGAAUCAAACUCACCUUCCAGAAGCACAGACUGGUCCCCAACGGCACCAUGAGGGACCGUCCCGCUGUCACCCAGAAGAAGAGCAGUAAGAAGAUGGUCGAGCUGGAGCUGCAGUGUCUGGAGGCCCUCAGGGGCCCCGACAUUGACUUCGAGGCACGGAUCCCGGUGGUGAACAAGACAGACGGGACGCUGCUGGUGGGCGACGCCGCUCCUCGGCGGGCGGACCUGGAGGUGUGGCUGCAGACCCACCCAGAGUUCACCGUGGACCCUCGUUUCCUGGCCUACAUGGAGGAACGCCGGAAGCACCGGUGGCCCCGGUUUCCAAAGCCGGUUCCGAUAGAGCCGAGCUGCCUGGUGGGGCUGGAGCGAAUGCAGGCUGCCGGCCUCUCUGCCAACGGGAAGAAGGGUUUUAUGCCCGAUUCUACCAUGAACCGCCUCCUGCCCGGAGCAGUAGGAGCUGAGGGUGCCCAGAAGCGGGGCCGCCAAACUCCCUUGGAAUUUUCCAACAUGAUGGCUCUGAUGGGAGCCGGCCGGGUCCAGCUAGGAGCCACGGGGCCUCUCUCCUUGCACCACGCCCACUUCCAACCCGGGCCAGCCCACGGCUCUCCUAUCUCGUACAUGCCCUUCUCGACCGCGGCCGCCACCGCCUCCUCUUCCUCCGGUGCCCUGCUCCACCCGGCGCUGGGCCACGCUGGCUUCGCUGCAGGCCACUUGCACCUGGGCCACCCCCAGCCCGUGGACGAGGACGAGGAGGAAGACGAGAUGGACGACUUGUCUCAGGGCUACGCCAGCUCGGAGCGGGACUUCUCCUUGCUCGACGACGACCCGAUGAUGCCGGCCAACUCUGACUCCAGCGACGAGGAAGGGGAGGAGGAAGGGGACGACUGAACCGGGCCCGGAAACGGACGGGAGGACGCAA